Molecule: messenger RNA, 1511 nt
Organism: Ananas comosus (pineapple)
Lineage: Eukaryota; Viridiplantae; Streptophyta; Magnoliopsida; Poales; Bromeliaceae
Product: UPF0481 protein At3g47200-like
Exons: 2
Coding region: 2-1318 (438 amino acids)
Source: RefSeq, a predicted model, not a curated record
UAUGUGCAACCGGAUCGCGGACACGGACAUAUCGCCGGAGACGGAGAAGCGGUACUGGAGCAAGCAUUCCAUAUACAGAGUGCCUUCCCACAUCAAAAAUCUCAACCGCGACGCAUACUCGCCACAGGUCGUGUCCUUCGGCCCGUUCCACCACGGUGAGCCACAUCUGCGGCCCAUGGAGGAGCACAAGCAGCGGGCGCUGAUGCACUUUGUCAAGCGCGUCAAAGUGCGGUUCGAUGACCUCGCGGCGGCCAUGUACGAGGAGGUGCAGCAGCUGCAGGACGCGUAUCAGAAACUGGAUGAGGUGUUCAUUAACGAGGAUCGAUUCGUGAAGCUUAUGAUCGUGGACGGGUGCUUCAUGUUGGAGGUGAUGCGGGAGACCGCAUACCUGGCCGGCAACUACGCGUCCAACGACCCGAUAUUCAGCAGGCAUGGGCUGCUCUACAUCUUUCCGUGCAUACGGAGCGACAUGCUAAUUAUCGAGAACCAGCUGCCUCUGCUGCUCCUGAAGAAGCUCGUUGCUGUCGAAACCGGACAACCGCCGAAUGGGGACCGGAUCAACAGGCUGGUGCUCGAAUUCCUGGCAACAGCUUCGCAGCCCCUGGCGGCAGGCGUGGGCAUGGGCCUGCACCCUCUGGACGUGUUCCGGAAGAGCAUGCUCCUCCAAAGCCCACCCCGUUGCUCGCGUCCCCUGACCGAUGCCGAGCUGGCCUCAAGCCACAUCAUCCGGCCAGCCGUGGAGCUUUACGAGGCCGGCCUCCGUUUCAAGAAGAGCGAGACCCAGAGCCUGCGCGACAUCCAAUUCAGUCACGGCGUGCUCAGCCUGCCGGUCAUCAUGGUGGAUGACGGGACCGAGUACAUGUUCCUCAACCUCAUGGCCUUCGAGAGCCUCCACAUCGACGCCGGCGCCGAGGUCACCUGCUACAUGUACCUCAUGACCGGCAUCAUCAAUUCCGCCAAGGACGUGAGCCUGCUGAAUUCCCAAGGGAUCAUACGGCAUCUCAUCGAAAGCGACAAGGCGGUGGCCGAGAUGUUCAACAGGCUGUCCAAGGACCUGGUGCUCGACCCGGAGAGCUCGCUCGACGACGUGCACCGCAUGGUCAGCAGCUACCGUCAGAAGCCGUGGAGAAGGUUGCGCGCCAACCUUGUCCGUACCUACGCCUACUUCAGGAGCCCCUUGGCAGCUGUUCCCCUCGCCGCUGCCAGCAUUCUUCUCUUCCUGACUAUCAUGCAGACUGUUUACACCGUGCUGUCGUACUACCAACAGAACAACUUUUCUUCUGGGCCGCCGCCGCCUUCUCCGCCGUCGCUACAUUGAAUCGAGUUUGAUGCAUGGUUCUUAAUUUCUUAUAAUAGUUGGUGUGUGAGCUUUUCCUUUUAUUUUGUUUGAUUGAAACACUGAAUGAUUUUUUUUUUUUUCCUGCAGUUUCUCUUAUGUUCUUGAUGAGAUUGGUUUCGAGUUUCGACAUGAUAAAUGGUUCUGUUGUGUGGUUGCUUUGUGAAGAAGAUGA